AGGCCCUCUGCCCCCCUCUAUUGGUCUAGCUCUCCAAGCUGAUUAUCUGGGCUGCUCCUAACAUUUGCCCAUUUUCCAGGGCCUCUCUGGAGCAACCAUGAAGUCCCUGGUCCUGCUCCUUUGUUUUGCUCAGCUCUGGGGCUGCCAAUCAGCUCCACAAGGUACAGGACUGGGUUUUAGAGAAUUGGCUUGUGAUGACCCAGAAACAGAGCAAGUAGCUUUGUUGGCUGUGGACUACCUCAAUAAACAUCUUCUUCAGGGAUUCAAACAGAUCUUGAAUCAGAUCGACAAAGUCAAGGUGUGGUAUCGGCGGCCCUUCGGAGUAGUGUAUGAGUUGGAAGUUGACACACUGGAGACCACCUGCCAUGCUCUGGACCCCACCCCCCUGGCAAACUGUUCUGUGAGGCAGCUGACUGAGCACGCGGUGGAGGGAGACUGUGACUUCCACAUCCUGAAACAAGACGGCCAGUUCACUGUGAUGCACACCCAGUGUCAUUCCAACCCAGACUCUGCGGAGGACGUGCGUAAGUUGUGCCCACGGUGCCCACUCCUGACCCGGUUCAACGAUACCAACGUGGUCCACACCGUCAAUACUGCCCUGGCUGCCUUCAACGCACAGAAUAACGGAACCUAUUUUAAACUGGUGGAGAUUUCCCGGGCUCAAAAUGUGCCUCUCCCAGUGUCUACUCUGGUGGAGUUUGUAAUAGCUGCCACUGACUGUACUGCAAAAGAGGUCACAGAUCCAGCCAAAUGCAACCUGCUGGCAGAAAAGCAAUACGGCUUCUGCAAGGCAAAUCUCAUGCAUAAUCUUGGUGGGGAAGAAGUUUCAGUGGCCUGCAAGUUAUUCCAAACACAGCCCCAGCCAGCCAAUGCCAACACAGCAGGUCCUACACCCACCGUGGUCCGAGAGGCGCCCGCAGCCCCGCCAGCUGACCCACCUGCAUCUGUGGUGGUGGGACCUGUGGCGGUUCCUCUAGGACUUCCAGACCACCGAACUUACCAUGACCUACGCCACGCCUUCUCUCCUGUGGCCUCCGUGGAGUCGGCCUCAGGAGAAGCUCUUCACUCUCCUGGGGUGGGCCAGCCUGGUGCUGCUGGUCCAGUGUCCCCCAUGUGCCCGGGGAAGGUCAGACACUUCAAGGUCUAGGCUUGACUCAGGGAAGUAAGGUUUUGGCAGAGGGGACAUAGCCACCACUGAAGCUGGGGGGCUUGUCCACUGACAAAGCAAUACCACAUCACAGCUCGAAUUCCAGGUCUCUUCAUUCCUCAGAGAACAGGGCCAGACAGGUAAUGGUCAAAUUUGAUGAAAGGCAUAAAGCCAGCAGCAACACUGGCACUGGUGGGGUGACAAAUGACUGCCAUUGUUUCUCUGCCUCCGCACUGACCUCAUACAAAACAGUUGCAACCACAACUCUGAAAGGUGCUCUUGCUAAUCUUCAAUCUAGCCAUAAAUAAAAGUGCCCAAACGAGCUUUCUCAAAUAAGAAGGUUCUGAGCCAAAAUGUGGUCA
This is a messenger RNA of Mus pahari (shrew mouse), 1509 nucleotides long. It is a transcript of the gene Ahsg, whose product is annotated as alpha 2-HS glycoprotein. Gene Ontology annotation, molecular function: cysteine-type endopeptidase inhibitor activity. Bases 98 to 1147 code for a protein of 349 amino acids. The transcript is spliced from 7 exons. Gene Ontology annotation, biological process: negative regulation of endopeptidase activity. NCBI's taxonomy places the organism in Eukaryota, Metazoa, Chordata, Mammalia, Rodentia, Muridae. The record is from RefSeq and is a predicted model, not a curated record. Gene Ontology annotation, cellular component: extracellular region; extracellular matrix; blood microparticle.